AUGAAGAUUGCUACCUGCACUAGCACUCCAACCUGUACCAAGUUGCAUCUUCAUCCAGGAAAAGUAAAAUCUGAACCUGGAUUUCCCUGCUGUUAUCUGGACCUGGAGAUACGAAAUCUUAACUUGGAUCCUACAGAGAUUUUACUCAUGGAGCUAGUUCUUCUUGACAGGGCAGAGAAGAUUUUGUUCCCUGAGUAUCUUCCCUCGUUAGUUAACUAUGUCACUGCCAAGGUUGGAAGAAACUCAGGUGCUCCUGGCCGCCUUGUUAGCCUACUUCUACUCAUCUCUUCUUUAUCCAAGGUCACCGAAGAAGAUAUUACGAAAGCAUAUUUUCAUGGAAAUUCAUUUCUUGUUCAUGCAUACCUUCAUAGAUAUAUACAGUAGGUGCCUAUUUCAUAGAUACCCUCCUUAGAUUUAUAC
Eurytemora carolleeae is the source of this 420-nucleotide messenger RNA. RefSeq lists its product as uncharacterized. The coding region runs from base 1 to 384 and encodes 127 amino acids. Lineage: Eukaryota; Metazoa; Arthropoda; Copepoda; Calanoida; Temoridae. The record is from RefSeq and is a predicted model, not a curated record. The transcript is spliced from 5 exons.